Messenger RNA from Diospyros lotus (date-plum), 1768 nucleotides. RefSeq names its product UDP-glycosyltransferase 84B2-like. The record is from RefSeq and is a predicted model, not a curated record. The coding region runs from base 87 to 1571 and encodes 494 amino acids. Gene Ontology annotation, molecular function: UDP-glycosyltransferase activity. The transcript has a single exon. NCBI's taxonomy places the organism in Eukaryota, Viridiplantae, Streptophyta, Magnoliopsida, Ericales, Ebenaceae.
UGAAGAUGGUACAGUACUGUACAGAUGACCGGGUAGUGUGAACAGAUUGAGGUUGUGGUUCGAAGGCUGCAGGUUUCCUUCAUUAUAUGUAUAGAGAUCCCCCAACUCUAUCUUGGCCAUUCAGCUCUCUCUUAAUUUCUUCUGUCUGGAUCCCCAUGGCAGCCAUGGAGGCUGAGAAAGAAGAGAUUCACGUACUAAUGGUAUCGUUCUCAGCUCAAGGCCAUAUCAAUCCCUUGCUCCAACUGGGCAAGCGCCUCAUUUCCAAGGGCCUCCAUGUCACCCUAGCUACCACCGAACUCGUCCGCCACCGCAUGCUCCAAUCCUCGUCCUCCGCCAUCUCCGCCGGCGCCGGGAUCCAGCUGGCCUUCUUCUCCGACGGCUUCAGCCUCGAUUACGAUCGCGGCAGCAAUAUCGACCACUUCAUGGACACCUUCGGCGCCGCCGGACCCGUCAACCUCUCCGCCUUAAUCGCCGGCCGAAAAUUCUCAUGCAUCAUCUGCAACCCCUUUGUCCCCUGGGUCGCAGACGUCGCCGCCGAGCAUGGAAUUCCUUGCGCCAUGCUCUGGAUUCAACCCGCCAUGCUUUUCGCCAUAUACUACCGAUUCUACAACAACCUCAAUCCAUUUCCCACGUCGGAAAAUCAUAGCAUGACCGUGGAAUUACCAGGAAUCCCAGUUCUAAAAACCGAGGACCUUCCCUCUUUUGUUCUUCCUUCGAAUCCUUUCGGCAGCUUCCAGAAGUUACUAGCCGGAUUGUUCCAAAACAUGAACAAGAUGAAGUGGGUUUUAUGCAACUCAUUCUAUGAGCUCGAGAAAGAUGCCGUUGAUUCGAUGUCCGAAAUCAAUCCAAUCCGACCGAUUGGCCCUUUGGUGCCGCCGGCUAUUCUUGGAGAAGACCAGGACAACGAUGUCGGAAUCGAAAUGUGGAAAUCUGAAGACCGAUGCAUCGAGUGGCUGAACCGGCAGCCGCCUUCUUCAGUUAUCUACAUCUCGUUUGGAAGCCUCUUCGUGUUAUCGGAGAAGCAAAUGGGAAGCAUUGCAACGGCUCUGAAAAACAUUAAAAGGCCGUUUCUUUGGGUGGUGAAGCCGCCGGAUGGCCCAAAAAAGUCUGGAGAUCACGGACAGCCGCCUCUGGGUUUUUCAGAAGAGACCAAAGGCCAAGGCCUAAUUGUGGCAUGGAGUCCCCAAACAAAGGUUCUGCUUCACCCUUCAAUCGGGUGUUUUCUGAGCCACUGUGGGUGGAAUUCGACGCUGGAGGCGUUCGCCAACGGCGUGCCGGUGAUUGCUUUCCCGCAGUGGACGGACCAGCCGACCAACGCCAAGCUCAUCGCCGAUGUUUUGCGGGUCGGUGUGAGGCUCCGGCCUAACCAAGAAGACGGUUUGGUGAGCCACAAAGAAGUAGAAAGAUGUAUUGAAGAAGUUAUGUCGGGGCCUGGUUCGGAGGAGUUCAAGAAGAACGCGGCGGAGCUGAAAGUAGCCGCUCGAGAAGCUGUGGCCAACGGCGGCUCGUCCGACCGGAAUAUUCAGCUGUUUGUGGAUGAGAUUAUUGCAAAUUGUGUAGUCGAGCGUUAACAUGAAUAUGGAUGUUGGCUUUGCACGUACCAUCAUGAUCACAGAGAGAAGCAGUUUCUAUAAUGUUGUCACUCUUAUAUUGCACUCAUAAUAUAUAAAAGGCCCAAUAGACUAGUAUAUCAUAAAUUUAGGGUCAAUUUUUAAUUUUAUUCAAUUUUAAUCUUUACUUUAAUUUGAUCAUCGAACUUUUACUUUUA